GGUGGUGAGGAUGAGCGAGAGCUGACCCUGCCGCUGCCGCCGUCUGUGCUGUGAAGUGUCUCCUCCUCCUCCUCCACCUCCUCCUCCUCCUCCCCUGCUGUGGGUGAACCUGCGCUACGGGCUCUUCACCGACACGGAGGGGUUUGUUUGUGUAUUUGUUUAAGGCAAAGAGAGAGAAAGAAAGAGAGAGAUCUUCUAUCCACUGAAGCACAAUUCAGUAUGAUCGUACUCGCAUUCAGCACUGGAAGCCGGUUGGAUUUCGUGUCUCAGUCCAGGGUGUUUUUCUUGCAAACCUUUCUUUGGAUUUUAUGUGCUACAGUGUGCGAAGCGGAGCAGUAUUUCAAUGUGGAGGUAUGGUUACAAAAGUAUGGCUACCUUCCACCAACUGACCCCCGAAUGUCGGUGUUGCGCUCUGCAGAAACCAUGCAAUCAGCUAUAGCUGCCAUGCAGCAGUUCUAUGGCAUUAAUAUGACAGGAAAAGUGGACAGGAACACAAUUGACUGGAUGAAGAAGCCUCGAUGUGGUGUGCCUGACCAAACAAGAGGUAGCUCGAAAUUUAACAUUCGUCGGAAACGUUACGCGUUAACAGGACAAAAAUGGCAACAUAAACAUAUCACUUACAGCAUAAAGAACGUCACUCCAAAAGUAGGUGAUGCUGAAACUCGUAAAGCCAUUCGCCGUGCCUUCGAUGUGUGGCAGAAUGUAACUCCUCUAACAUUUGAAGAAGUUCCUUAUGUUGAAUUAGAAAAUGGCAAGAGGGAUGUGGAUAUUACAAUAAUAUUUGCAUCAGGUUUUCAUGGAGACAGUUCUCCCUUUGAUGGAGAGGGAGGAUUUUUGGCUCAUGCAUAUUUCCCUGGGCCAGGAAUUGGGGGAGACACUCAUUUUGACUCAGAUGAGCCAUGGACUUUGGGAAAUCCCAAUCAUGAUGGAAAUGAUCUGUUUCUAGUUGCAGUGCAUGAACUGGGACAUGCUCUGGGCUUGGAGCACUCUAAUGAUCCCACUGCAAUCAUGGCUCCGUUUUACCAGUAUAUGGAAACUGACAACUUCAAACUACCUAAUGAUGAUUUGCAGGGCAUCCAGAAGAUAUACGGUCCACCUGACAGGAUCCCACCACCCACAAGACCUCUGCCAACAGUGCCCCCACAUCGUUCAAUCCCUCCAGCAGACCCGCGGAAGAAUGACAGGCAACCUAAACCUCCCCGGCCACCCACUGGUGACAAACCUUCCUAUCCUGGAGCCAAGCCUAACAUCUGUGAUGGGAACUUCAACACUCUGGCUAUUCUUCGCCGGGAAAUGUUUGUUUUCAAGGAUCAAUGGUUUUGGCGAGUCAGAAACAACAGGGUGAUGGAUGGAUACCCCAUGCAGAUUACCUACUUCUGGAGGGGACUGCCUCCCAGCAUUGAUGCAGUUUAUGAAAACAGUGAGGGGAAUUUUGUCUUCUUCAAAGGUAACAAGUUCUGGAUUUUCAAGGACACUACUCUCCAGCCAGGUUAUCCUCAUGAUUUGAUAACACUUGGAAGCGGAAUUCCUUCCCAUGGCAUUGAUUCAGCAAUUUGGUGGGAAGAUGUUGGGAAAACCUACUUCUUCAAAGGAGAUAGGUACUGGAGGUACAGUGAAGAAAUGAGAUCCAUGGACCCUGGUUAUCCCAAACCAAUCACAAUUUGGAAAGGUAUCCCAGAAUCUCCUCAGGGGGCCUUUGUCCACAAAGAAAAUGGCUUCACAUAUUUCUACAAAGGAAAAGAGUACUGGAAAUUCAAUAACCAGAUGCUCAGGGUGGAACCUGGCUAUCCAAGAUCAAUCCUCAAGGAUUUUAUGGGUUGUGAUGGACCAACAGAGCGAGAAAAAGACCGACAUGGCCCUCAAGAUGAUGUUGACAUUGUCAUCAAACUGGACAACACAGCCAGCACUGUGAAAGCCAUAGCCAUCGUCAUACCCUGCAUCCUGGCCUUGUGCCUCCUUGUCUUGGUUUACACUGUGUUCCAGUUCAAAAGGAAAGGAACACCUCGCCACAUACUGUACUGCAAACGCUCUAUGCAAGAGUGGGUGUGA
Molecule: messenger RNA, 2049 nt
Organism: Colius striatus (speckled mousebird)
Lineage: Eukaryota; Metazoa; Chordata; Aves; Coliiformes; Coliidae
Gene: MMP16
Product: matrix metallopeptidase 16
Exons: 10
Coding region: 220-2049 (609 amino acids)
Biological process (GO): proteolysis; collagen catabolic process; extracellular matrix organization
Cellular component (GO): extracellular matrix
Molecular function (GO): metalloendopeptidase activity; zinc ion binding
Source: RefSeq, a predicted model, not a curated record